Messenger RNA from Xenopus tropicalis (tropical clawed frog), 4869 nucleotides. It is a transcript of the gene apmap, whose product is annotated as adipocyte plasma membrane associated protein. Gene Ontology annotation, cellular component: membrane. NCBI's taxonomy places the organism in Eukaryota, Metazoa, Chordata, Amphibia, Anura, Pipidae. The transcript is spliced from 9 exons. The record is from RefSeq and is a predicted model, not a curated record. Bases 80 to 1333 code for a protein of 417 amino acids.
UGUCGUUUCUCCGCCCAGUGCUCUGCCUGCCGCUUCUAGCUGCCCUUGGUAUAAGCGCUGUUUGGUCAGGGCGUAGCGAAUGACCAUGGAAGAGGGAGACGGGCUGCGCCAGCGGAGGCCCAUCCGGCCUCAAAUCAUUACAGACGAGACAGUGGCGCAGGAAUCUCGGCGCCACGCCACGUACAGCGGGAAGGUUUUCCGUACCAUCUUCACGACACUAGUGCUUUCCAUUCUCAUUCCCACUGUUGCAGCCUUUUGGUUCCUAGAGAGCCCCAUAGAGCCACAAUACUUAAGUUUCCAUACACCUCCUGUUAUGACUGGUGUUCUGGAGCCCAAUUUAAAACUAAGGCAAGCCAAGCGUUUAUAUGAAGGGGAACUGGUGGGCCCAGAGUCUCUUGCAAAUAUUGGAGAUGUCCUGUUUACAGGCACAGCUGAUGGGCAAAUUCUGAAGAUAGAAGAUGGCAAAAUCCACACAAUAGCGAGACUUGGCAAACCUCCUUGUGGAUUCAGGGAGCAUGAACAUACCUGCGGGCGGCCCUUGGGUCUAAGAGUUGGCCCAAAUGGAACUCUGUACGUCUCUGAUGCUUAUCAAGGGAUUUUUGAAGUAAAUCCAGUGACAGGUGCUGUGGCAAUGCUUGUGUCGUCCAAGGUCCCAGUAGAGGGAAAAAUAAUGUCAUUUGUAAAUGAUCUCACUGUGACCAGCGAUGGAAGAAAGAUUUACUUUACGGAUUCCAGCAGUAAAUGGCAGCGGCGAGAUUAUCCUUACCUGAUUAUGGAGGGCACAGACGAUGGACGCUUACUGGAAUAUGAUACAGUCACAAAGGUGGUGAAGGUUUUGAUGGGUGGGCUGAGAUUCGCCAAUGGAGUUCAGCUUUCACCGGCAGAAGACUUUGUACUUGUAGCAGAAACUACUAUGGCACGAAUAAGGAGGUAUUAUGUGUCAGGCCUUACCAAAGGCGGUGCAGAUAUGUUUGUGGAAAACAUGCCCGGCUUCCCUGAUAACAUUCGCCUUAGUAGCUCGGGAGGAUACUGGGUUGCUAUGUCUGCUGUCAGACUUAAUCCUGGGUUUUCUAUGAUUGAUUUCUUGUCUGACAAACCAUGGAUUAGAAGAAAUGUUUUUAAGCUCUUCAGUCAUGAUACAGUGAUGCAGUUUGUCCCCAGAUACAGCCUGGUUGUAGAGAUUGGAGAGAAGGGGUCGUACAAGAGAAGUUUUCAUGAUCCUAAUGGAGAGGUGGCCACCUUCAUUAGCGAGGCCCAUGAACAUGAUGGAUAUUUGUAUAUGGGAUCCUUCCGUUCACCAUUUAUUUGCAGGCUUAACCUUAAAGAUGUAUGAGGUUACACAGGAAGCCUGCCCUGGCAUGUGAGGAAUCAAGCGAUGGGCCUCUGCCAGACCUGCUGAUCCAAGCUAAGCCUAUAAGAACACCAGCUGAUUCUGUAAUACACAGCAAGGCCUGUCGCUUUAAGGAAUAACUGUUCUACCUAAAUAAAUGACUUUUUCUCACUAGGAAACCAUGCAUAAUGGCUUAGCUUAAAAAUAAUCACAUUCAUUUUAUAGAUCCCUUCUAAAGAAGUAUGGCAUAGAUUAUCUACCAACUGGGUGCAAACUGAAAUAUUUCAUAAAUUUGUCACAUUUGGAACUCUCUUCUUUUGCUACACUCUGACAAGUCUAGUAAAAGCCUUGAAAUGCUCACAUUUAGGGCUGCAGUUAUCUAGGACUUAAAGAGCUGCCUAUCAUAUGGUGCUGUUUACUUAGUCACUGUAGUUCCUACAGAUGUGUUAUGAUCAAAUGACAUUGACAGCUCUGCUCGUCUCCCAGGAUUUCAGUAUCUGACUUUGAAUUAGUUUUCAUAUCUUAUUAUAUUGGCAAGCUGUGUGCUACCCGUUAUGACUCCUCUCCUUACACUUAUACAACCGUGCAUGUACACACUAAUGGGGAGGAGAGACUACUCUCAUGUACCACCCCCAAAGUAGCCAUGCAUUCAUUUACACGACUGUUAAUUGACUUACUGGUAUGUAUAAUACUGGUAUUAUCAGGAUUUAUUGGAACUGCAAUUUUGCAGAUAUUUCCAGACUAUGGAACACCAUGGCUAAAAUGUUCUCAUGGAGAAGAGCAAGCAAGACAGAAAUGAAGAAUUAUUUUAAACAGUUCUCUGUGUGAAAUGGGAAUAGAUAAUGGAUUCAUGAUAAUAGAUUCUAUACCCCUUUAUCUUUAGGUCUUCCAGCCACUCCUACUCACAAGGCAUUGGCAUAGCUGUGUAAACCGAGUUGUCAAGAUCUGUUUUUAUUUAGGCAAUUAUAUUUUCAUUUUAAAUUAUGUACCAUCCAGGCAAUUAAAAAGCCAGAAAGUGGUGCUUUUGUUGGACCAGUCUCCAGACCAUUAUCUGUUGAAACAUUUACUUACGUGUAGAUAAAACAAACUGAAGUUACAGUUGAGGCGGCAGAAAGGGAAGCCGGAAGCUUGUUGCACUCAGGAUACAAGGAGCAAGCCACUCAGAGCCACUGCCAGCACUCUGGUAAAAUACAGCAGCCUAGUGAGCAGAUUGUAGGUGAUCUUUAGAUGCUGAGUGAGUGAAGAAAUAUGUUUUGCUGAUAAUGUGGAUCGUAUUGCAGUUAUUCUGUACUAAUGAGUCAUGAAAAUUCCAAUUUUAACACAGCGGUAAGUAAAUCUGAAAAGCUAAUAGCCACUAGUAACCAGCACAGUGGCCGUUUGGUUUGUCUUGCUGGAUACGCUUACCACAUGCACAAUAUCAUAUGAUUACUUGAAUCUGGUUCACUUUGUUCAAUGAGAGAACCUAUGGCAACGACACAUAAGUACCAGCCUUAGACUAUGUUCCUAGUUUCUCUUUGCUCAAUGCCGUGCUGUUCACUGUAGGUAGAUGAAACUGAGCCAGCACAGGAAAUUAAAGGGGGCAAUGUAACAGCACAAUAUUACUCUAUACAAUAACCUCAUUGAAUGUUCUUUUCUCUGAAAGUAAUAUGUAACAUUCUUCUAGAACUUUAGAUAAAGCACAAAGCAUUAACAAAAAUGUCCCUUUUCAACUACCUUUAUAAUUUAAUGAAGGCUUUAAUGAAGGUGUUUCCAACUGCAGUAAAAUAAAUGUAAACAACUGAACCUUUUGGAUAUGAAAGUAAAAAAGGCCACAAACUUUAAAGGGGUGGUUCACUUUUAUGUAAACCUUUAGUAUGCUGUAGAAUGGCCAGUUCUUAGCAACUUUUUAUUUGGUCUUCAUUUUUUUUUUUUUUAAUUAUUUAUCUUCUUUUGACUCCAGCAUUCAAAUGGGGCAGCCAAAAAUGAAUGCUCUGUAAGGAUGCAAUUUUGUUAUCAUUGCUACUUUUUAUUACUUAUCUUUUCUGUUCAGUCCUUCUCCUAUUCAUAUUUUAACCUCUCAUUGAAAUCGCUGCCUGGUUGCUAGGGUAAUUUAAACCCCAGCAACCAUAUAAAUGCUAAAAUUACAAACUAAGGAGCUGCUAAAUAAUUUGAAAAUGACAGAAAAUAAUAAGUGAAGACCAACUGCAAAUUGUCUCAGAAUACCAAUCUCUACAUCUACAUCUAAUCCUAACGUUAAGGUGAACAGCCCUUUUAUUAGGGACUUUUCUGAUGAGAUUAUUUCUAACACAAAGGGGCAUAUUAAUCAGAAUGAAAAUAGAGCUUGCCAGAGUAAAAUUCCAUUGAUUUUUAGACAUAUUUAUAAAAUAGUAAACUCUUACUUUCACUGUUUGAUAAAUAUUUUCCUAAAAAUCUCAUAUAAGUAAAUAAAGAGUUGCUGAAUUUCCCUGGAGGACUGUGAAAAGUUUUGUUUUACUUUAUUCCAAUGACCGUAUCCUUACAUAUAGAUAAAAAGACCUCUCACUGCCAAAUUGCUAUGAGGCGGUCUCCAGCCAGUAUCUUCCAAUAAGAUUAUGCUCAGCUCGCCACCCAUUGGAUAUUGCUCCAUCCAGACUCAAUACAGAUGCUCAGGUUGGUUGUUUGAGAGAUUCAGGUAAUGCAUUAGUUGUUGCAGGCACAGUCUAUUAUAACUGCACAGCCAAUCACAAACUUCCUUCGGUUGGGAUUCUUGUGAUGCUCUUUACAGCCCUUCAACCUUUGAAUAUAAUUGGUGCAGAAGUUUGAAAUUUGACCUGCAUAGGGCAGUUGAAGAAUUUUGAAGAUGCAUUACAUUCAUCCCUCACCUUGGAAGAUUCAACCACUGAACAGCAGCUAUAGUAACCUCCAUCAUGAAACCUUGGUCAGUUUCUAACCUAGUUAUGCCUUUUUGUGUGGUCCUAAAUACCUGCAUUGCACUCUUUAUUGGUUUGACUAAUCUUACUAGUUAGCUGGUAAGACAUACGGAGAGUCUAUUUUGGAGUAGAGUAAAUCCAUGAACAAACACUGGAAGCUACAUUAAAUCGAUGCUGACGCAAAUAAAGCAUAUUUCUGUAUAAUGCAAAAAUGCCAUGGCCAAGAACUGAUGGUAUCUGGGGGAUGGCACAUAUUCUUUCUUAACCCUUUGGGACUAGAUGAGCCUGAAAAUAAAACCCAGCUGCUGACAAAGCACUAGAGGUUUGGUUGCUUCUCUGUAUGGGGGGCGUACAGCCACCCACCUUGCUCUGUAAACAGUCAAGUCUGUAUGUUUGGGCUCCUUUAGUUCUCAAAUACAAUAUUUUGAAAAAAAAAAAUCAAAUGCCACUGGCACAGCUAGACUAUACAGAAACGCAAUGUUUUCUUGUUAGUGUCACUUUAAUAAUAUUGUGAUAUAGUAUGCACUUGUUUUACAUUGAUCAAAAUGGUGAAUGGAAUAUUCAGUGUGAAAUGUUAACCUUAAUAAGGCUCAUUGUUAUAUAAUGUUAAUGUUUUUUUUUAAUGAAUAAAUUGAAUGUUGUUUCAUCAUA